Mollisia scopiformis is the source of this 2223-nucleotide messenger RNA. RefSeq lists its product as uncharacterized. Gene Ontology annotation, biological process: regulation of DNA-templated transcription. Lineage: Eukaryota; Fungi; Ascomycota; Leotiomycetes; Helotiales; Mollisiaceae. Gene Ontology annotation, molecular function: transcription cis-regulatory region binding; DNA-binding transcription factor activity, RNA polymerase II-specific; zinc ion binding. Bases 217 to 2019 code for a protein of 600 amino acids. Gene Ontology annotation, cellular component: nucleus. The transcript is spliced from 4 exons. The record is from RefSeq and is a predicted model, not a curated record.
UGAGGAAGAAUAACCUGUGCAAAAACGAUGUUAGAGAAAGGACGAUCACAAGAUUUUUAGAGGCGGAGAGUGCAAAACCACGCUAUGACAAAUCUGGUAUAGUUGGUCCGAGCUGGCAUCAAUCAUGGUUGCUUACCUAUGUACCUUUCCAAAGCAAUGCUCAGUCCUCAAUAUUCAUCACAGACAGGUACAGCAUCACAAUAAUUAGUGACGUGCAUGAACAUGGAGCUAAGUCCGAUUGUUCCGGCUCCGUAUGGUCGUGCUUGUAUGGAAUGCACACGGUCAAAAGGUAAAUGCGUGAGACGGAGAGGUGAGGAUAGGUGUGAAAGGUGCUACAAAUUAUCAAAAGCCUGUCAGUCAUCCGAAUCCAUUCGCAAACGCAAUACCAAAAAGCAUGAGACGUCGAGAAUUGUUCAAUUGGAGGAGAAGGUCGACGGCCUUGUCUCUUUGCUGCAGACUGUCAGUCAGACAGGUCCCAACAAAGACUCGGGCUCCUCUUCUAUCUUGAGUCUCUCUGUUGGUGCCGAACAUAGUUCACCGGGACAAUCUUUGAACCAGCACCUGCAAUCGUCAAGUACCAACGCACAUCCCCACCACGUUUCUAUUCCGGGUACCACAACUUUCGGUUCUCCUAGAGCUGGUUCUGGAGCAGCAUCGUUGUCCCUCGCGACCAAUGUUGAUUCGUCCUUGAGCGAGGCAGAGGAUUGCCUUGUCAUUUUCCGUACUCACAUGUUGGAAUACUUUGCAUUCCUUCACAUACCUCAUGACCUGUCAGCUCAGCAACUUCAACAACAGAGACCCUUCCUCACUCUUUGUAUCGUGGCCGUCGCAUGCAAGUCAACUGCACAAAAGAUGACGUUAGGUAAGGAUAUCAAAUUAGAAUUGGCGCAACGGAUGAUUCUCGACAAUGGAGAGGGAGUAAACCUUGACUUGCUUCUAGGUCUUCUGACGUUCUUAUUCUGGGGACACGAUCAACUACUCAAUGAUACUCCCAAAAGCUUGUCUCUUUUCGCCCAAUUUGCAGUAGCAUUGGCAUUCGACCUCCGCCUGAACAAAUUACCGCUGAAUGAAACAAAUAUGCUUCCAACCACGAAGACUCUAGAAUCCUCAAUGGAUUCAAAUAAAACGCGAAAUAUUGACGAGCAACGUGCCGUUCCGGCCUGCUUCGUGUUGAGCUCAAUUGUCUCUUCCUAUUUCAGCCGAAAUGAUGCGAUGACCUGGACGCCGUACAUGGAAGAGUGUCUAGAAAUUGUGAGUAGCCAGCACAGCCGGUCAGACCAGAUGUUUGCAUAUCAAGUUCGCAUGCAGCUGUUGUCUCACCAAACGGAGGUUGCAAAUGAUAGUUGGGAAAAGACAACCCUUCCUCCGGCCUUCUACUUCACAUCCUUCCAGUCAAAGUUGGAUGAAUUACUUGAAGAUGUUCCAGCAGAACUGCACGAGAAUAAUAUAUUUCUCGCUUCAAUGUUCUCCACGAAAUUGAGCAUUUACACGACAGCAAUUCGCAAAGCCCCUUUCACAGUGGAUAGCGCUGGAUUCCAGCGACUGGAACAUCUCUACACGUCCCUAAACACCGUGAAAGCUGCACUGGAUAACUUCUUCGCUAUACCACUAUCGUGUUACCUCCGCUUGUCAUUCCCCUUUUUUGCGCAACUCUCACAAUCCCUCGUAGGUUUGUACAGGCUAUCUACCCUCGACGAUCCUGCUUGGGACCUUACUUUCGUUCGGUCUACAGUCGAUUUGCUUGAUGUCCUAGACCGCAUCAUCAGCAAUCUAGAGCAGGCGAAUAUCGAUAGUGGAGACGAGCUCGAAGAAAAUGUGUGUGGCAAGACAAUCAGAAUACUCAAAUCAGUCAACUCUUGGUUCACGAUGAAAUUUGCAGAAAGUGCCAAAGACUCUGGGGACACAGAUUUCCAUGCCAAUGGCGAGAAUGGGAUCUUCGAAGAUUCCUUUCUGCAGGGGAUCGAUGAUGUGUGGAUGAGAGACGUAUUUCACCUAUACGAUGGCUCCGGAUAUCUAUGACAGAUGAACAAGGUGACUCUUACAGCACACUGAUGCUGUCUAGAGGGUCCAUUCUUGCUGCUAGACAUUCAACACUCUCCGCAAAGGCAAGUACUACGCCAGUAUUUGGACUGUAUCCCGAUUCUUCGAGAAUAGCAUACACCAUCAAUUGCUCGCAAGUCGAGACUAAUUUUAACUGAGCCGUGAUUGGCUGAGCAAUUCACC